Messenger RNA from Eruca vesicaria subsp. sativa (arugula), 2811 nucleotides. NCBI's taxonomy places the organism in Eukaryota, Viridiplantae, Streptophyta, Magnoliopsida, Brassicales, Brassicaceae. The record is from the annotation of a GenBank genome assembly.
AUGGUUAUAUUUGGGCCUUUUGACGACAUUUGGGCCCGUUUAAAGCAUGAGAACCCUAAUACGAGCUUAAACAUCUUCUUUGUCUAUCUGCGUCUCUCUCGGAGAUUUGAUUGCGAAGAAGAACGAGCUCGAGAUUUUGAUUCGAGGUGCAGAUUGAUUCCAGUGAUAAUGGAGAGUGAAACGAAGCCAACCUUCAGCAAAUCGACAGGUCUUCCACGAAAGCGAUUCUACAGAGCAAGAGCUCAUAGCAACCCACUCAGUGACUCUCACUUCCCCAUUCCCAUUUCACCAUCUCAUGUCGACUUCUCACUUCACUUCCCCAAGUUCAUUGGAUCCAACAACGAAGUCUCCAAGAAGGUUGAGUUUGCAGACAUUGGAUGCGGUUUUGGUGGCCUUCUCAUCUCCCUCGCAACGCUCUUCCCUGAUACACUCAUGAUCGGUAUGGAGUUGAGGGAUAAAGUCACUGAAUACGUUAAAGAACGUAUCUUAGCCUUGAGGAAGACUAACUCGGGUGGACAGUAUGAGAACAUCUCUGUUGUUAGGACAAACUCGAUGAAGUACAUUCCGAAUUACUUUGAGAAAGGACAGCUUUCUAAGAUGUUUUUUCUGUUUCCGGAUCCGCAUUUCAAGGAGAAGAAUCACAGGAGGAGAGUGAUUAGUAUUGAUUUGCUUGAUGAGUAUGCUUACGUUCUUAGAGCUGGUGGGAUUAUUUACACGAUUACUGAUGUUGAGGAGCUUGGAGAGUGGAUGAGGUCUUGCUUAGAGAAGCAUCCUAUGUUUGAGUCUUUGACAGAAAAUGAGCUUGAUUCGGAUCCUGUUGUUGAGCUUCUGUGCAGUGCUACUGAGGAAGGUCAGAAAGUUGCAAGGAAUGGUGGACAGACUUUCAGAGCUGUUUUCAGACGCAUUGCAUACGUUUCUUGAAUUUAAGAUCUUUCUUUUUUGUAGUGAACAUCUUAUUGUUGUUGUAAUACCAGAUUCUUUCUUAACUUCAAAUUUUUGGGAUAGUAUUUACUGAAAUUUUGAAAUUAAUGAUCGUUUAAGAAGAGAGAAUGUGUCCUUAUAUUAGCAUCUUCUUGUACAUAAACCAAUCUGUAGAAUGAAGUUUUAAAAUGUAAUGCCAUAAACCAAGAUGAAGAUUGAAACUUUGAAAGUGAUUCACGUUGAUCUUACAAUUAAAGGCUUUUCAAGUUUCUUACAAGAAUGUAUAUUGGGGAAUAGCCCUAUGUGACCCUAAAGCCAAAAUCAGACAUCAAAACCUCAAUGUAAAUAUAAUCUAUGAGGGACUGAAAGAAAACAUAUCAAUUGAUUCCUAUUCUUAAGAAUAGAAAAAAAAAGAGGAAUACCAGUUGAGGUUUCCUCGCAUGUUAAAGAUGUGGCAUUCUGUAAUCUCUGUGACUUCAUCACCAACAUAACACCGACAUAACUCAAGUGUUUCUUCAUGAGUCGAGAUGGAUAUCUUAAUGGUUUGACCAUAUUCGAAAGAAACUGAACAUAGCUCAAGUGUCCCCAUCAGAAUAACUACCGGAGAGGCAAUGAUGAUAAACUUGCUCUGUUUCUUGUUUCAAGUAGCACCACACUAAUGAUGUUCUGUAUGCAUGUGAUUUAGCCUGCUCGGACAAAUAACUCCGCCGCCACUCCUUGUCAUUAACCAUUUUUUGUAAGCUAAAUACGCCUCGUCUAGUCGCCUCAACUUGGUGUAUUUCCUCAUAAGUAUCCAAAACGGAACAUGAUCCAAUAUUAUACCAGAAGCCUGCAGUCUCAACAAAAGGUCUUCGGCCUCCUUCAACCGACCCUUCCAACAGAGCCCUCUAAUCAGCUCGGUAUAAGUAAUCAUAUCAGGUUGACAUCUCCUUUUCAUCAUUUCAUCAUACAACUGAAAAGCCAACCUCAAGUGACCAACUGUACAAGCAGCACCUAUAAGCAGAUUAUACGUAGUAGUAUCCGGGUAGACAUUGGUCGAUCGCAUUUGAUCUUUUAACUGGCAUGCAUCGAUGAAUCUUCCCUCUUUCACAUACCCAUAAAUCAAAGCAUUGUUUGUGUAAAUAUUUGGCUUAACGCCGUACGAAAGCAUUAGAUUUCGAACAGAUAAAGAGCUGCUAGUAUCUCCACAUCUUCCAUAACCAUCAAUCACCACAUUCCAUAGCAGAACCUCCGGAAGCAGAGAACUCUUUAGCAUGGUUAAAAGAAACUCGUUCGCCCUGGCCACAUCUCCGUUCAUACAUAGACCUUGAAUGAUAACUUUGUAUGAGAUCUGAUCAGGAGCAACACCAGCUCGUUGCAUGGUACCAUGGACACCACAUGCCUCAUCAAACUUUCCCUCUUUGCACAAGGCGCUUAUGAGAGUAUUGUAAGUGAAAACAUCAGGACUAACUCCUUUCUUCACCAUGUCACACAUGAGCCCAUAAGCAUCUACCAUGUUACCACUCGAACAUAAACCACGAAUAAGGACAUUGUACAUAACUGAAUCAGCAGGGACAUUCUUCUCCGACAUCUCCUUCCAAACCCCAAGGGCUUGAACCACAUCCCCAUUCUUAAAACAACUAUCCAUCAAAAUAGUACAGGUGACUAUAUCCAAUGGCGCAUCCGCCUGCUGGCUACUAUCUAAUAUCUCUUCAAGAAGCUUAGUGUUUCCCAUAAGACCUUUCUGACAAAGCGCAUGCACUAGUAUAUUGCAAGUCACUCUAUUUGGCUUAACACCAUAUCUAUCCAUAGUGCUGAAGAGAUACAGAGCUUUAUCUACAUUGUUAACACUGCACAGACCCUUGAUAAAAGUGUUAUAAGAAACACAAUUAGGAGAAGGACCCAUCUCCC